Molecule: messenger RNA, 2073 nt
Organism: Vigna angularis (adzuki bean)
Lineage: Eukaryota; Viridiplantae; Streptophyta; Magnoliopsida; Fabales; Fabaceae
Product: glycosyltransferase BC10
Exons: 2
Coding region: 489-1595 (368 amino acids)
Cellular component (GO): membrane
Molecular function (GO): glycosyltransferase activity
Source: RefSeq, a predicted model, not a curated record
AAAAAAAAACCUGCGAUUUUGUUUUCCAGCGGAAUUUGAAUUGUGUGAAGUUAGAUGUGGUAUGGUACGGUAACACCUCGCAGUUACACAGUAGAGCGUGAUAGAAGAUAACAGAAAAAGGAAAAAGGAAAAAUCCCAACCUCAACCCCUCCUGUAGCCACUACCCACCUUCUUCUUCCACACCCAAUCUUUCUCCUCUCACCAAACCCAAACCCUUUUUUCUCCCGACAAAAACAUUAACCCCUCUUUUCUUCCCCCAACCCUAGAAAACAAAAACCCGUGUGUUUUUGUGUUUCUGUUUUUGUUUCUGUCCCAGAAACACAGAGACAGAGAAAGAGAAAGAGAAAGAGAGAGUGAUCGAUUGAUGAGUAGUGGAGAGGAAUAGAAAUCGAUCGUUCACAAUUCCAGACCAGAGGCAUUGGCCGGUAGUGGCAGGAGGAGUGUUGCAGUGGAGCAUUUUACCUCAAUUGAGGAUUGCCCCAAAUUCAAUGUUCUCAACCCCAUUUGUGUUAACCUUCUCCCUCCUCCUCUCCCUCCCAAUCCUCUUCUUCCUCGCUCCUCGGAUCCUUCCUCCCAAACCCCACUCUCUACCAAUCUCCCCCUCCGACGAACUCGAUGACAUCAACCUCUUCAACCGCGCCAUCACCCUCGCCAAUUCCCGCGCCUCCACCGCCUCCGCCACCAACCCCUCCAAAUUCUUCCACCUCUCAUCCAAAAACCCCUCUCUCAAAAUAGCCUUCCUUUUCCUCACAAACACCGAUCUGCACUUCUCCCCCCUCUGGGACCUCUUCUUCCACGACACCCCGUCUAACCUCUUCAACAUCUACAUCCACGCCGACCCCUCCGUCAACAUCACGCGCCCUCUCUCGCCGCUCUUCGCCAACAAAUUCAUCCCCUCCAAACGCACCUUCCGCGCCUCCCCCACCCUCAUCUCCGCCACGCGCCGCCUCCUCGCCACUGCCCUCCUCGACGACCCCGCCAACGCCUACUUCGCCCUCCUCUCCCAGCACUGCGUCCCUCUCCACUCCUUCACCUACACCUACCACUCCCUCCUCGUCUCCCCCACCUUCGACUCCUCCGAUCCCGAAUCCUCCCGCCUCGGCAUCCGCCUCAAGUACAAAUCUUUCAUCGAAAUCCUCUCCCACGCUCCCAGGCUCUGGAAACGCUACUCCUCCCGCGGCCGCUACGCCUUGAUGCCCGAAGUCCCCUUCGAAAAGUUCCGCGUCGGCUCCCAAUUCUUCGCCCUCACGCGCCGCCACGCUCUCCUCGUCGUCAAGGACCGAACCCUCUGGAGGAAAUUCAAGAUCCCCUGUUACCGCGACGACGAAUGCUACCCCGAGGAGCAUUACUUUCCCACGCUCUUGUCCAUGGCAGAUCCUGAUGGCUGCACCAAAUACACGCUCACCAGAGUUAAUUGGACCGGCACCGUCAACGGUCACCCCUAUACUUACCGGCCUUCGGAAGUCUCGUCGGAACUAAUUCUCCGGCUCCGCCAGUCCAAUAAUUCUGAGUCUUACCUAUUCGCCAGGAAAUUCACCCCGGAUUGCUUGGAACCCUUGAUGCGCAUUGCCAAAUCUGUCAUCUUCAAGAAUUGAAAUUUCAAGCACGCAGGUGGAAAAGGUCAAUGAAGAGAUUUAUGAAAAGAUCAUAUUGCUUUGGCUAUGGCUUGAUGGUGGUGUAUGGUUUGAAGAGGCACGUAUAGCCCACAUCCUAUAUACCCUGUGCUUUCAAAUUACGAGUCUUGGGACUGCACAAAUGAGGGAAUCAGAUCAAAAUAGAAAGAGCCAAGAAACAGGUAAACACCUGCGAGAGUUGAAAAAGAAAGGCGGGUGCCCUAGUCAAGUGUAUUUAGCAUGGUGCAAGUGCUCAAGUAAUUGCGAAUUUGUCAUAGAAAAUCAUGUAGGUAGUUUUUCCUUUUGUGGGUCGGUUUUGUACAUAGAGUUGUGUAAAACAUUGUUUCAAAGCUCUACAGUGUUACUACUUUUCAAAAGAAAAAAAAGAAAAAGAAAGAGCUGUUGUCUAAACGUGAGGCAACAGUGACUGCAAUUAUAACAGGAAAACAAAUUCUGUCCA